Molecule: messenger RNA, 2611 nt
Organism: Durusdinium trenchii
Lineage: Eukaryota; Dinophyceae; Suessiales; Symbiodiniaceae
Source: the annotation of a GenBank genome assembly
AAGCAUCCCCCCUGACCAGGGGCUGUGCCUCGUUCAUGCGUCAGCGUGCUCCCAUGGAGAUGACCCGCGUCAGUGGUGAUUCCUCAGCGGCGAGCAAUCCGAGCCCUUUGCUGCACAGGGAGGAGAAGCCGGAAGAGGGAGAAGCCACUCCGGACCAAGGAGGCACCACGAUAUGGAUCUCAUUCACGGCUUCAGUGUGCUAUGCGCUUUGCUACUUUUGGCGCUACCCCAUCUUCAUGCUCCCGCCUGAAAUUCUGAAGGCAAAGACGCUGCAUGUGCUGGGGCGGGACCUCUCCUUGCAAGAAUGCAUUAGCAUGGCCUUUGUCUUGGGAUUUGGUGCUGCGAAAUUGCCUGCCAUGCGUUUGCAGACCAGCAACUUCUUCUUCCGGUAUCGCCUGGGGAUUCUGCUCAUGAUGCUUUUCCUCUCGAUGGCUUUGGCAGCUCUGGCCGGACUCCUGCCAAUUCCCAUCCUGCAAGUCCUUUGCAUUUUUGGCUCUUCCUUUGUCUCCAGCUUCCUUUAUGGUGGGAUCGUCACCUACCUCGAGGGCCGUCGCAGCACUGAGAUCUUGUUGGCCUCCAUCAGCGCCUCCUUAGUCUUCGCGGGCACCGUCAGCCGCGCGUGCGCCGCGGAGCUCUUGCACUGGGGCGUCCCGCCACGGUUGAUGCCACUCCUCUUGGGUUCAGUCUCCUUCCUCCUGGCGGCCUUCCUGCUCGUGGAAACCGCCCGCGUGCCGCCCCCGAGCCGCGCCGAUGUGGCCGCGCGCUCGGCACGCACCGCGAUGCCACCCAGCAAGCAGUGGGAGUUUGUGCGGGAGAACCUCCUGGGCGUAGUGGCCACGAUUGGCAUUUGGGCCUGCAUGGCUGGUUUGCGGUCCUUCCGGGACUUCUACACUCAGCAGAUCUUCGCAGCUGCGUUAAAGGACGACUCGCCCAGUUCGAAGGUCUACGUCUUGGCCGACGUGCCGGGCGCUAUUUUGUCCUUCAUUUCAUUGGUCAUGAUGUCUUGGGUCAGCAACAACCAGCGGGCUCUGUUCCUCAUGCUCCUCACCAAUGUCUCUGGACUCUUCCUGAUGGCUGCAUGCACCUACCUCUUCCGCCACCAUGAGCUGCCGGGCAUGGCUUGGAUCCUGAUCUACUCGGCCGCCUUCUACGCCGCGUACAGCGUGCUGAACGCCCCGUUGAACGAGCGCAUCUUCGCGGUGACGCGCGCCGAAGGCACCUGCUCCUUCCUCAUCUACGCCUCCGAUUUCUUCGGCUUCUCGGCGAGAAGAACCGUCAGCGUCAGCCACCGGAAGAACCCUCCGCGCCGGGCGCGGAAUUGAGGCGCGAAAGGCCAAAGACCGGGUCAGUGAGUCACUGGAUGGAGAAGUCAAAGACCUGGCACCUGAUUUGGACGUUGCAUGGUGUUGUUUUCUUGAAUUUCAGCAUGUGGAGGCUUCUGGGGCCCACAAAGGGUCGAUGUUGUUUGCUUGGAUGUGAAGAUGGUAUCCCUGCAAACAGACUAAUGAUUGUGGAGGACAUGAACUGAGACCAUUCUCCACCAAAGCACGGCUAUUUGACAAACAGUCUCCCUGGUUGGUCCCCAACAAAAUGUCCAAUGGACACCCAUCAGUGGUGUGGGAAGUGCAUUGGGAACCUGUUAGAUGGUCCUUGAUAUGACAUGGCUUCAUGUUUUGAGGAAGCACACCAGCUGGUGGAUGAAGGGAAUGCCCAUGGCAGUAUGAUGAUUGAUGGAUACUGCACCAUUAAGGGGGGUCACAAUGUGGAUCAACUACUUGUGGGUAUUGGAUUGAUGAGUCAUGAGUCAUGAGAGUUGCUGCCUCCCAAAAAACUACUCUGUGGUGAAUGUAUGAGGAUGUUUUCGAACCGUGAAACUGUGAGAACAACCAUCCGCCACUCACGAAUGAUCAGGGGGGGUUGUGUAGAAACCGGCGCCGGGGAAAGAAACUGUGGCGCAAGAUGGCAUGAAUCUCAACAUGUUUCAGACAUCCACCACUGUGUUCAACCUCUUUGGCUUUGCCGCUGUGGCUUCAGGCUACGUGGUGACCAUUGGCCUCCUGAUGUAUCAAAGUCUUUGAAUUUGCAUUAGAAUGCUUUGAGUGCUUUUGAGUGGCCUCCCCUCCCAGUCAUAAGAGCUAGGCCGGAAAGAGAGACUUAUUAUACCUAGACACGGGAUGUAUGCCUUAUUUGGUCUACAUUGGGUUGGUUUUUGGGGGUCAAUAUAUUCCAUACAUGGAGUGUUUGGGUUCAUUGAUGAUAUAUUGAUGAUACAUAAUAAAUUAUAUACAGCACAUUGUUUGUUCCCUUUCACCUUCGCCUCAAGGAAAAAUGCUGUAGGUUCUAUGCUUUUUGUAGGUUCCCCGCUGCGAUUUCUAUGGGAUUCUGGGUGGCAAAGGGCCGAAGGAUCGAUAGGAAACGAUCGCUGUUGGUAGGUCCCCUUCAAGUUCUAUUCGAUCUAAACAAAUCAAUAGCUAAGCUCACAGGAAAAUCUUGAGGUGAAGAUGAUCGCUUCAUCACUUCCCUCUCAAAGUUGAACACUAUUAUAUACCUAGCGCUUCCAAGGGGUGCCCUGUCUGGAGACCUGUAAGUAGUGUGGAGAUAUCCAUUGGUG